Messenger RNA from Mobula hypostoma (lesser devil ray), 573 nucleotides. It is a transcript of the gene clec3a, whose product is annotated as C-type lectin domain family 3, member A. Bases 1 to 573 code for a protein of 190 amino acids. The transcript is spliced from 3 exons. Gene Ontology annotation, biological process: ossification. Lineage: Eukaryota; Metazoa; Chordata; Chondrichthyes; Myliobatiformes; Myliobatidae. The record is from RefSeq and is a predicted model, not a curated record.
AUGGCAGGAACAAAACUCCUCUGGUUUGCCUGUCUCUGUGUUGCGGGGAUGUGUGUGGUCACAGCCCAGUCAUCCAGAUCCAAAUCAAAAGCUGCCAAAGGUAAAGACAAUUUGAGAAAUGAGAUUGACAAGCUGUGGCGGGAAGUAAACUUGCUUAAGGAAACACAGGCACUGCAGACUGUCUGCUUGAAAGGGACAAAAGUUCACAAGAAGUGUUACCUGGCAUCCAAAGGCAGAAAGAGCUUCCACGCCGCCAAUGAAGACUGCAUCGCCCAAGGAGGAACCUUGAGCGUCCCCCGUGACAGUGACGAGAACAACUCUCUCCGCAGCUAUGCCAAGAAGAGCCUGAGCGGGGCUAGAGACUUCUGGAUUGGAGUCAACGACAUGACUUCCGAGGGCAAGUUUGUCGAUGUGAAUGGAAUGGGGAUUAGCUACUUUAACUGGGACCGUAACGAGCCACGUGGCGGGUCCAGGGAGAACUGCGCUGCAACAUCCAUUGGCGGCCAAGGCAAAUGGUCGGAUGAAGUGUGCCGUAAUGAGAAGAGCUAUAUCUGUGAAUACCUCAUUCCCUAA